CGACCUUGCAAGCCGCCCUGCCCAGCUCGAUGUCUCGCCUCCGCACGCAGAGCGACGCGACUGCUGGCGCUUCGACCGUCGCCGUCGACUCGACCCGCGGCCGCAGCCGGAUGCUGAGCGCCGCGACUGCUCCUCCUUCGACCGUCGCCGUCGACUCGACCCGCGGCCGCAGCCGGAUGCUGAGCGCCUCCACCUCAAAGCUCGGCCUGCUGUCGCUUGGGCGAAGCCGGACGCUAAGCGCGGCAGUCCUGCCCUCAGAGGUGGAUGAAGAGGCUGAGGCCGAGAAAGCACGGCUCGCGUUUCAAGCGCCAGGCGGCAGCAGCGCAUCUUCCAGCACCGUCUCCUCCUGCAGCACUUUGUCUGAGUCUGGUCGGCCGCGGAGCAUCAGCCAGCGAGCAGCGCACAAGGUGUCCAAGCGAGCCCACCAGGCGGCCACCAAGCUGCAGGCCACGUGGCGGAAGGCCUCCACAGCGGUAUGGCUGGCGCUGCUCGACAAGGCGUCCGGCUCGGAGAGGGCGAUGGCACGCGUGAGCAAGAUGCUGCUUGGGAUGGGCGACGCCGGCGGCCAGGCGCUGGGCAAGCUGAUCCUCUUCCUCGCCGCUCCCGGCAACUCCGCGCUCUCAAGGACGCGGAAGCGAGCGCUCGUCAAGCUGCUCCGGUCCGCCGUCAAGCUGGUCAACGUCGCCCUCAAGACGGUCCUGCCGCGGUACCUCAAGCCCUCCCGCCGGAAGGUUCAGAAGCUGCUGGCGGAGCUGCACAACUCGGGCGAGGGGCAGCCGCUCGGCGAAGAGGACUCGGAGGGGAUCGCAAAGAACCUGCUGCUCGAGGUCCUCCGGGCGGACUCGGCGGGGCGCCUGUGGCGGCGUGUCGUCAG
Molecule: messenger RNA, 874 nt
Organism: Emiliania huxleyi CCMP1516
Lineage: Eukaryota; Haptophyta; Isochrysidales; Noelaerhabdaceae
Exons: 1
Source: RefSeq, a predicted model, not a curated record